This is a messenger RNA of Manihot esculenta (cassava), 1760 nucleotides long. RefSeq lists its product as uncharacterized. The transcript has 3 exons. The record is from RefSeq and is a predicted model, not a curated record. Bases 405 to 1544 code for a protein of 379 amino acids. Lineage: Eukaryota; Viridiplantae; Streptophyta; Magnoliopsida; Malpighiales; Euphorbiaceae.
AACUAAGCUUUUUCCCUUUUUUGUUACAGGUUUUGCAGGAGUAGUUGGUUCUUGCAAGAUGUUAAUUUAACUAUUGAAGAAAAUCGGUGUAUUUGUCUGUGAAUCCCAUCUCUUAACAAUUACAGACAGGUUUCCUGUACUGGGUUAGGGCAAUUAUCAAUGGAUGAAUCUUUUCUUUUCGUUGAUGUUUCUUGAAUCUUGAUUAAAUGCUAGGCUUCACUUAAAAUGGCCCCUUCUUGAGAUAUUAAUUUAAGGCUUAGUUUUUUUUUUAUUGUUCAUUUUCUUAAUUUUCCCCCUUUUUUUUCUGAGAAAUCAAGAAGAAGGAAAGAAGCUAGGGCUUGCUGUUAGAUGUCUCUGGCUUCCUUUCGGGUUUGACAUAUAUAAAGGUUACUUGAUCUUACGGAAUGGAAUAUCAGGCCAUGGAGUGGGAGAGCCAGGGAUAUGAAGAAAACAGUGGAAGGAUGAGAUGGAUCAUAGAUAAAGGAUUGGCUCUGGGGAAGAAGAUGUUGAUUACUGGUUUUGUCAUAUCUUCAGCACCAGUAGUUCUUCCUCCACUUAUGUUCAUCUCAGCAGUUGGGGUUGCCUGUUCGGUUCCCUAUGGCCUUUUCUUAGCAAGUUAUGCUUGCACUGAGAAGAUCAUGAGUAAAUUGCUUCCAAUUCCUAAAACUCCUCUUUUUGUGGAAGAUAGUCUAACAAAAUAUGAAGUAGAUUCUGGGUUCCGAGGAAAGGUUGAGAUGAAAAAUGAGGAUGAAGUGAAUGCUUUGAAGGGGGGACUUUAUGCUCAAAAAGAAUUUGAAGUUGUGGAGAAGAAUGGAUAUGAGGAAGAUGUCAAUGAGGAUGUAGAAAGAGAGAAAGAGUCAUCAAAAGAUAUUGAUAUACAAAUUGAGGGAACAUUGGAAAAGGAGAAAGAGGAGCCACUAAUGGAGAAAAACAAGGAUGCAGCUGAGGAGAUAUGUGGAGUUAUGAUAGUAAUUGAGGGAAUGGAGAAAAAUGUAAGCAAUACUGGAGUGGAGGAGGUGCCAUUUGAAGUGACAAAUGUGGCUGUAGAAUUAUGUCAGGGAGGAGAUAAUAAAGACAACGAAGAAUUGGUGAGGGAGACUAGAGGAUUGAUAGAAAGAAUCAGGGACGAGGGUGAAACUGAUACAAAUGUCAAAGGAACUGUAACACAGUUAGGUGAAGGAAAUGCUUAUGGCCAAAAAGUAGAAGAAAAUGGUGACAAAUUAAUUUUACUUGAAAAUGUAGAGGUGAAAGCUCAGCUGCAGCCUUCUUCUAUAGGUUCUGGUACAUCAGAAGGGAGUGAGCUUGAACAUUCUGGAAUUUCUGAUCAGGCACCUUACAGUGAGGAGAUCAUAUGGAAACAAAUUGAUGCGAUGCGUACAAUAGUGGGACAUACAGCUGCACGACAAGGGACAUAUACAGAGGAGCUUAAGGCUCUUUACAUUUUCACUGGAGUUGAGCCGCCUGUUUCAUUCAAAGAUUCCUCUGAUCUGGCGGAAGUUAGUGAUAAACUGAGGUUUCUGAUGUCUAUUGUUGGAGUAAAAUAAAGGCUCAGUUUAUGACGAGCCUGAUGUUAUGUGUUUUGCAAGCAUCUUCACCAUAUGAGAUAUGGUUUGCUAUGCUGAUAGUGUGGAUUUUGUUGUUUGUGCAAUGUGAAGGGUUUUACUUACAGAAGGUGAUCUCCAAGGUUAGGAGGUUGUGUGUUGAUGUAUUUGAACACAAUUGUUUGUUUUUAGGAAGAGGUUGAAGAUACUUUCCGAGUA